This is a messenger RNA of Cyphellophora europaea CBS 101466, 1710 nucleotides long. RefSeq lists its product as uncharacterized. The record is from RefSeq and is a predicted model, not a curated record. The transcript is spliced from 2 exons. The coding region runs from base 1 to 1710 and encodes 569 amino acids. Gene Ontology annotation, molecular function: oxidoreductase activity, acting on CH-OH group of donors; flavin adenine dinucleotide binding. NCBI's taxonomy places the organism in Eukaryota, Fungi, Ascomycota, Eurotiomycetes, Chaetothyriales, Cyphellophoraceae.
AUGACUACCAACCAGCUGCCUGCAAGCGAUAUCAGCAGCUAUGAUUACCUCGUCGUUGGCGGCGGCACCGCCGGCUGUGUCAUGGCAUCGCGUCUCGCCGAGUAUCUGCCCAAGAAGCGAAUCCUCUUGAUCGAAGCUGGCCCUAGCGACUUCAUGGAUAAUCGUGUGCUUGACUUGAAGCAGUGGCUCAAUCUACUGGGUGGUGAGCUCGACUACGACUAUGGUACCACCGAGCAGCCUAUGGGCAAUUCUCAUAUCCGCCACUCUCGCGCCAAAGUUCUCGGUGGAUGCUCAUCUCACAACACUCUGAUCUCUUUCCGCUCCUUCGCUUAUGACAUGGACCUCUGGCAGUCCCUAGGUGCCAAAGGCUGGACUUUCGACGAGAUGACCCGAGUCCUUCACCGCCUCCGCAAUACUAUUCAACCAGUCCACGCCCGGCAUCGCAAUCAGCUCUGCCUGGACUGGGUUGAUUCCUGCUCCAAAGCUAUGAACAUCCCUGUCAUCCCCGACUUCAACAAGCACAUCACCAAGACCGGCUCCCUGACCCAAGGUGCCGGUUUCUUCUCCGUCAGCUACAAUCCAGAUACUGGUCACCGCUCUUCUGCCUCUGUAGCCUAUAUCCAUCCACUCCUACGCGGUGACGAAAGAAAGCCGAACCUCACGAUUCUCACCAACGCCUGGGUCUCUAAGGUCAACGUAUCUAACGGCCGCGCCACCGGCAUCAAUAUCACUCUCCAGGAUGGCACCAAGUAUACUCUUACCGCUAAGGCAGAGACUAUCCUCUGUGCUGGCGCAGUUGAUACUCCCCGCCUCAUGCUUCUUUCCGGCCUCGGUCCUGCAGGAGAUCUGAAGCAGCUCUCGAUCCCCGUUGUCCAGGACAUUCCCGGCGUAGGCUACAACCUGCAAGACCAUCCCGAGUCUAUCAUCAUGUGGGAGCUUAACAAGCCCGUGCCAGCCAAUCAAACCACCAUGGAUUCUGAUGCCGGCAUUUUCCUGCGCCGUGAGCCUCCCAACGCGGCCGCCACAGCCUCUCCUCAAUCGCCUUUCAACCCCAAGAACAUUCCCGAUGGCGACAUUGCCGAUGUCAUGAUGCACUGCUAUCAAAUCCCCUUCACACUCAACACCGAGCGCUUGGGCUACGACUCACCGCCAGAUGGCUACGCCUUCUGCAUGACGCCCAACAUCCCACGCGCGCGAUCCCGGGGCCGGCUGUACUUGACGUCAGCCGACCCAGCCGUCAAGCCGGCUCUGGAUUUCCAGUACUUCACUGACGCAGGCGGAUAUGACGCCGCAACUCUCGUCUACGGCAUGCGCGCGGCGCGCAAAAUCGCGCAGCAGAGCCCCUUCAAGGACUGGAUCAAGCGCGAGAUCUGCCCAGGACCCAAGGUCAAUACGGACGAGGAGUUGAGCGAGUACGCACGCCGCGUUGCGCAUACCGUGUAUCACCCGGCGGGCACGACCAAAAUGGGCGACGUACGCGCGGAUGAGAUGGCUGUGUGCGACCCGGAGAUGAAGGUGCGCGGGCUGCAGGGUCUGAGAAUCUGUGACGCCGGCCUGUUCCCUGCCAUGACGAGCAUUAACCCUAUGGUGACGGUGCUGAGCAUGGCGGAGCGGGGCGCGGAGAUGGUGGCGCGGGCGGCAGGCUGGGAUGGACACGUUGGCGUGCUGGAGGCGACUCCUCAGGCGGGUGAGAUCAAGGCGAGAUUGUAG